Schistocerca serialis cubense is the source of this 777-nucleotide messenger RNA. Its product is annotated as synapsin-1-like. The transcript has 2 exons. NCBI's taxonomy places the organism in Eukaryota, Metazoa, Arthropoda, Insecta, Orthoptera, Acrididae. The record is from RefSeq and is a predicted model, not a curated record. Bases 1 to 777 code for a protein of 258 amino acids.
AUGUCCGACUCUGACGGCGCGCGCUCGCGCAGCCCGCAGCCACCGCGCCGCUACUCCAAGCGGCCGCUGCGCGGGCCCUACGGCCAGAUGCUGGAGGCCGAGAUGCAGAAGCCGGAGCCGCGCAUCCACUCCAGAUUCCACUGCAGCGAGGACCUCAAGUUCCUGGAGGAGCUGGCGGGUCCGCCGAGCGCCGGGCCGUCGCGCGCGCCGACGGUCCAGUCUCUAGACGAGCCACAGGUGCACCGGCCGCGGCCCGCUGCCCGCGCCGCCCCUGCUGCCGCCGCGGCGUCGCCCUCGCCGUCGCCCUCGCCGUCGGCGUCGCCCGCUCCGCGCCCCGCCGCGGCCGCACAGCCGGCAACCGGCGCCAGGCGCAAGGUUAGCGGCGGCGCGCCGCCCUGCCACCAGCGCACUGCCUCCAGCCCGUCGCAGCUCGAGGGCGGCCAGCGCCGCCGCCACCACGCACUCGCCGGUCUGCUCGCCGAGGGGCACGACCGCAUCUACGCGGCGCCACAGCAGCUAAAGUUGCCGACCCCCGCGGGCCCGUUUUCCGCGCCCACGAGGACGAAGCCUCCAUCGGUACCGUCGCCGUGCUCGACAGCAGCGACCACGUCUGCACCCCAGCCGUUUGAGGAAGGAGAGCAUCAGCAAAUCGAUUCGAGCUCGGACACAGAGAUGCGGGAGUUGCCUACUGUCUGUCGUGAUCCACAGGACGCGGACACGCGUUCCCGCAAGCAGAAGUCGCCCAAUCGGCGAAAGAAGAGAAGGCCGUCUGCAUGA